This is a messenger RNA of Orbicella faveolata, 2892 nucleotides long. Its product is annotated as cytoplasmic FMR1-interacting protein 2-like. Gene Ontology annotation, molecular function: small GTPase binding. NCBI's taxonomy places the organism in Eukaryota, Metazoa, Cnidaria, Anthozoa, Scleractinia, Merulinidae. The record is from RefSeq and is a predicted model, not a curated record. Gene Ontology annotation, biological process: regulation of actin filament polymerization.
AUGGUCCGCACCAUGCUGGAAUCCCUGGUGUCUGACAAAGGAGGCAAAAAAGUAAUGCGCAAGGAGCUGGAGAAAGAGACAGUGGAGAUGAUUGAGACAUUCUUGAAGAACUCUUUCUUCUUUGAACAGCUGCUUCAUUUCAAUGAAGUUUUAAGGGAGUGUUGUGACCUUUCCCAGCUUUGGUUCAGAGAGUUCUAUCUGGAGUUGACAAUGGGGGCCAGAAUUCAGUUUCCUAUUGAGAUGUCGCUGCCGUGGAUCUUGACAAAUCACAUUCUAGAGAGCAAGAAUCCCAGCAUGAUGGAGUAUGUCUUGUAUCCCUUGGAUCUUUAUAAUGACAGCGCUCAUUAUGCCCUGACUGUUUUCAAGAAACAGUUUCUGUAUGAUGAAAUUGAAGCUGAGGUAAACCUUUGUUUUGACCAGUUCGUGUACAAGCUCAGUGAUCAGAUUUUUUCUUACUACAAGGCACAGGCUUGCAGUAUGUUGCUGGACAAGAAGUUCAAAUCUGAGCAGGUCCGUUUGGGUGUCGAGGCCGCGGCGAAGCUAGGCACUCGCUCCAAUAGAUACGAGACUCUUCUGAAACAAAGACAUGUGCAGCUUUUAGGCCGUUCUAUCGACUUGAACAAACUGAUCACUCAGCGUCUCAAUAACUCCAUGAUACGGUCCUUGGAUUGCGCUAUUGGUCGGUUCGAGAGCGGAGAUAUCUGUGGUGUUGUGGACUUGGAGAACUUACUCGACGUAAACCGAAUGACGCACCAGUUGCUGUCCAAGUGCGUGAAGCUGAUUCCAUUCAAGAACAUCCUGGGCGAGGCGAAUCACUCCGUGUCCGCUCCUUAUGGCAGGAUCACUCUUCAUGUGUUCUGGGAACUCAAUUUCGACUUCCUUCCAAACUACUGCUACAACUCAUCCACAAACAGAUUUAUUCGCACAACUCUUUCUUAUGUGGACAAAGUUUCCAGAGAACAAGCCCCAAAGCAAGCGUAUCAUUAUUUCUUCGGUACAAAGCUUCAAAACUCCGUGUUUAACGCCAUCGCGUCACUGUACAGUAACUUUGUCGGUGACAUUCAUUUUGCUUGCAUUGCUCGCUUGCUUGGUUACCAGGGAAUUGCUGUGGUGAUCGAGGAACUCCUGAAGAUCAUUAAGAGUGUGCUCCUCGGUCAGCUUCAGCCAUACAUCGCCCAGCUCAUUGAAGGAAUGCCUAAGAAAUGUGGCCUUCCUCGCUUUGAGUACGGAUCCACAGGUGUCCUUGAAUACUAUCACGCUAGCCUUGAACCGAUCAUGCAGUACCCGUACCUGAGGACAGACGUGUUUCAGGGAUUCAGAGAGAUCGGUAACGCCAUUCUCUUCUGUCUACAACUGGAGGGCUUCUUGUCUCAAGAAGAGAUUAUGGAUCUGCUGCACGCUGCACCAUUCCAAGGAAUUAUUCCCAGACCUUACCUUAAAGAUGGAGAAAAGCUGGAGAACAAAAUGAAGAAACUAGAGACGCAGUACAAUUCUCUGCAAGUUUUGUCAACCAUCACCAAGCUUGGAACUAAAGAGCAAAUAGUCAAUGCUGGAGAAGGCGAUCUGUUGACGAAAGAGAGGCUCUGCUGCGGACUGUCCAUCUUUGAGGUGGUACUCAAAAAGAUUAAGAUGUUCUUGACCCAUGAGAUGUGGAAAGAACAGCCACCUGCUAACGGUGUCAUGAACAUUGACGAGUGCAAAGAGUUUCACCGUCUGUGGAGUGCGAUUCAGUUCAACUACUGUCAGCCACUGAGACAAAACGAGCUCACCGUCGAGGAGUGCUUUGGUGAAGGUCUCAACUGGGCCGGAUGUACGCUCAUUGCUUUGCUGGGGCAAGAAAAUCGUUUUGAAGCGUUAGACUUCUGUUAUCAUAUCGUCAAAGUGUACGCCGUGGAUUCUCGAGACGAAGUUGUCGGUGGCGUGGACCUCAAGCGACUUGUAAGCAGAGCUCGUCACUUCAGAGUAUUGAAUGACCAGAUCUUCGCCGUGUUAAACAAGCACCUCAAGUCCUCGGACGGACCUGUGGAACAUGUACGCUGCUUUCAGCCGCCCAUCCACCAAGCAUUUGUUUCUCCAAUCUGAUCAUGCUGGCCAGUGCGCCUCGCUUCGAAAUAUACUGCAUGGCUCGUAUGCAAAGUAGUCAGUGUAAAAACAAAUGUAAAGAAAAUUUUGGUGGCGUUGUACGAAAGACUUCUUUCCUUAAUGAAAUUUAGGUGGGUAAUUGGGAAUAGCAGGGCUGCAAAUAUAUUUUUUUUCUCGUGAAGGGACAUGUCCUACAGACACCAUCUUGGUCGGACAAAACAAAUUGUGGUCGGACAUCACCAAAAAAGUAAGAUUUACUCAGGGUAGAUUUUUAUUCAUCCUUAUCGUAAAACGAUUUACGAUAAAAAAUUUGUCCGGACAUCAUGUCCGACCACAGUUGGGAUUUCGUUGGACACAAACAAAUUUUGGUCGGCCAAUGUCCGAUGACAGACUGUUAUUUGCAGCCCUGGAAUAGGAGCCGUAUUUUGUAAGUGCGUUUUUUUUUCCUUUAAACACGCACUGUCACCUGUAGAAAAGACAGAACAACAAGGUGUCAAAAGUUGUUCAUGCCAUUGUCCAGUUUCUGUUCUCCAGUUCUCGUAAGCCUUACCGCCUUCCAAACUAAACCCAGUCAAACCCAGGAGUCAGUUAACGAGAUUUUAGAUGAAAACAAAACAAAACAAAAAGAAAAAGGAUAUGUCCGUAGUUUCAGUUGGAUGUAGUGACAAAUAUUAUAAUUUUUUUAAAUAAUUAUUGUCUUUAUAGCAAAAGAACAGAAAGACGGGUAUUAGUAGUUGAGAUGUAUCAAUGUAUAUAAAAUUGCCUAGUAUUUUAUUUGUAUUCUUUGUAAUAAAAUUGUCAGUUAUCUUU